AUGGCGACAAUUGGCGACGAGCAGGGGGUUCCAUACCCUAUGAUGUUUCUUACACGCCCCGGGGGGGGAGUGACAGCCAAAAAGGGGGUGUCAGUAGUGUCUGUCAAUCUCACUCACUUAGAGGUCACGGUUCCCACUUACUUUAGAUGUUGGCUUUGUAGAUUCCAUGUGUACCCCUCCGGCAGUCAAAGAACCCACGGUUGUUUGCCAUCUCCUCCUAUAACCCCCAGUCCACAGCCCGGAACUAACCUGUCCCUCAGUGGGGCGGACCCUGACCUGGAUGCCACCCUGCUUGCGAACAGACGUAAGGUCUACCUAGGCAUAACUGCAAUACUGACGGUUGAAUUGACACUCCUGGCACUGUUGAUGUACUAUGGGUGCUUCCUAAUCCCCACUAGAGCCCCGACAUCUUCCCUACCGUCUGACCAUGAGAACAUUACGCUACUGCCCAUCCCCCUCGACCCCCAGGCUCCUGGUGCACUGCCAAACCCAGACAGAUUAUUCUUAAUCAUCCACAGACACUGGAGGACCGUUACAUUCACUAUUGUUGUCAUAUUGGCACUAGGGUUAGGGACACUGAUCGCCCUGCCACUGUUGUUCCCCGUUAACAGCCAUCUUGCCAGACAUCUACGCGCCUCCACAAAGCAGACUAUUUUUGCAAGCCCAGUAAGCGACAGAUGUGUUAGGAGCUCCGGGAGUAAGAUUGAAUUCACUCAUGUUAGAGGACAAACCACUGUGUACCAAUUCGACCUCUGUAAAGUAAUCAGCUGUGCCGGUCCAGGGGCACCCUGGAGGAAAUAUAAUGUCUACCUGUGUCGCGUAGGUAAAGGUGCGGUGACUCGGCUCCGCCCGGCGUGUGGGACAUGGAAGGAUGUGUUCUGGACCACGCAGCCGGGCGGAUGGACGGCCUCCGCCAAGGACGGAGAAGCACGGCGGCUGAAGGCAUCGGUGUCCUUCGCCCGUGGCAAGCUGCUGAGUACCCCCGCGGACGGCAUGCUCAAUCCUUUACUCCUGACUAUCCGGGGGUUUGAACACAAUCCGUACUCUGUAAGAUCCGCUAAGGCCCAGUCCCAGUCCGGAUACCCCCGAUGUCUCACAGAUAGGUCAGAUAGCAGAGAUGAACAAGGUGUGUUUUUUACUGUAGGUGUUGAUGUAUCUGGGAAAGACCCCAUGGGCCUCAUCCGAAUCAACUUAGUCAACUCUUCCCGUACACCAGACAGCCCUCAAGGUACAGACCAGGCCACCGAGCCCAACCUGGUUCCUCACAACCAGUUACAGAUCACCGACUAUGUUGUUGCCGUAGACAUGGCACUUCUGGACCCCGCCACCAGAUUCACGGUGGGGUUAGGCGUGACCACUUCCAGGCAUAAUGUCUGGCUAGAAAGUGUUAUGGCUGCGAAGAAUGCCUCCGGUUUCUCGGAGUGCCUGCUGUGCAUGGGUCCCAAUUCUUACCUCCAUAUGUUUCAGUCUAUGUUCGAUGAAUAUCCUUCCAAUUUUUCACAAUGUGCCCUGUUAGCCAUGUCCUCUCUCAAAAUGUCAGGAUCCUGCCACCUGGUAGAUAACAUCCAUCCGCUGUACCCCCCAGAAACCGCGAACCCUCUGUUUGAUCUUUCAUUGACCAUGAAUUUCACCUGUUACACCCGCAUUCACUCACGCACAUUUCCGCCAGCCGCCCCGGUUGGAGAUGUUUAUCGGUCAAUCUGCAGGUCUGUAGUGGUAUUAGAUGGCGCCGCCCUGUCUAAUCUCACAAUAUCGAGAGCUGAUAUUUGGUGGUAUUGUGGUAAGGAUCAUCUAUUAGAUCGCCUCCCGCCCAAUUGGUCUGGAACAUGCAUAUUAGUCACCUUAGUGUACCCAGCUGACAUUGUCCCCAUGAACGAAGACUCCCUGGUGGCAUCUAUUGAAUCUGUCCGGUCCUCUUCCUCCCAACAUAUUGCGAAACACAAGCGUAGCAUCGGGGACCCCGUGGGUGAUGCAUGGUGGGAACAAGGGAGUCCAGUAUACAUUGAUUCGAUUGGCAUCCCCCGCGGUGUCCCGGAUGAAUUCAAGUUAGUAGACAACGUUGCCGCAGGAUUUGAAAGCAUGCCUUUGUGGUCAGCUCUCUUCCCUGUCACUCCCAUAAAAAACGUAGAUCGCAUUAACUAUCUGCAUUACAACCACCAGAGGCUUGCUAACGCCACCCGUGAUCUAUCUAUAGCUGUCCAUGAGCAACUUAGUGCAACCUCCCUCACGGCCUCCCAGGCCUUCCAAGCGGUGGACAUGCUGAUGGCAGAAAAAGGAGGUAUCUGCUCUAUUUUUGGCGAUCAGUGCUGUCUGCACAUACCAAAUAAUACUGCCCCUGGUGGGAAGCUCACCAGAACCCGCGAUGCACUCCGUAAUUUGGCAGACGAAAUGAAAUCUCACUCAGGAGUCGAUCUCUCCAUGUGGGAUCCCUUCACCAAGUUUUUUGGCAAGUAUUCAUCACUCGUGACAUCUAUCCUCACUUCUAUUGCAGUGUUUGCGGCCAUCCUGGUGUGUUGCGGUUGUUGCUGUAUCCCCUGUGCCCGUUCCUUGUGUAACCGUCUCAUUGUGACUGCCCUGGAGAAAAAGGGGGACUCUCCUCCUCCUCCUUAUCAGAUGCUACAAUACCAACCGGUCCCCACCUCUGACCCCACAGGGGAGCCCUCUAGCUCUCUCCCCUCUGCUUCUAGCCAUAGUACCGUUGAUGACGACCCAAACUCCUCAGUGUCCAUGGAAUUCAGGCUGUUGGGCGCCCAUUAA
Messenger RNA from Xyrichtys novacula (pearly razorfish), 2757 nucleotides. The record is from the annotation of a GenBank genome assembly. NCBI's taxonomy places the organism in Eukaryota, Metazoa, Chordata, Actinopteri, Labriformes, Labridae.